Messenger RNA from Drosophila sulfurigaster albostrigata, 619 nucleotides. RefSeq lists its product as uncharacterized. The coding region runs from base 140 to 604 and encodes 154 amino acids. The transcript has 2 exons. Lineage: Eukaryota; Metazoa; Arthropoda; Insecta; Diptera; Drosophilidae. The record is from RefSeq and is a predicted model, not a curated record.
AAAACUAGAGGUUUGAUUUAUAAUUCAAAAUUUAUACAGAAUAUUUAAAGGUUUCAGUCAAUUAAUGAACAUAAAAUUAAUCGAGUAGAUUUUGUUACUUUCUGAUCGAAAAAAUAAACCAACAUAAGUGCUUGGAGAUAUGGAAGGACAUGCGUUUGUUCACCGAGCGUCGGCGCCAAAUUUGCCUAGGAAUAGCACAAGUAGUAGUAUUUCCAUAGACGGAUAUACUAUUUCAAACUAUAAGGGACCUGAAAAGCUUCGUGGACUAAAGAGGCUAUCGGCAGUGUAUAUUCAACCACGAUUCGAUCAUCACAAUCUUGUAAAGGGAUUAUCUAGUCAAAGCGUUUACACAAAGAAAUACUAUAAAAGUUCAAAAUGGGAUCAAGAAUACUGGGUGCAUCGGGAAAAAACUUUUCACGAUGAUGCCGAUUUGAGCCAGCAUCCUAGCUACACUAUUAAGAAUGUUGCUUAUAAUGUCGAAUGCCAAUUACUUUAUAUGGAAGCAAAAGAAAAGUAUCAGGCACAGUUUUUGAAAGAAAUGCAACACUUUAUAGCUUCAAAACGAAAAGUAUCGGAUCAAUAUUUUUCAAAAAAGGUAAAUUAGGAAAAACUAUUGAAA